Messenger RNA from Colletotrichum phormii, 830 nucleotides. Its product is annotated as ADP-ribosylation factor 4. Bases 100 to 645 code for a protein of 181 amino acids. Gene Ontology annotation, cellular component: microtubule cytoskeleton; cytoplasm. Gene Ontology annotation, molecular function: GTPase activity; GTP binding. The transcript is spliced from 6 exons. NCBI's taxonomy places the organism in Eukaryota, Fungi, Ascomycota, Sordariomycetes, Glomerellales, Glomerellaceae. The record is from RefSeq and is a predicted model, not a curated record. Gene Ontology annotation, biological process: protein folding.
CAGAAACUCCGACGUUAUGAGCAUCCCCAAAACCUUGGAACGUCUGAAAAUAAGUCUGUUGUCGAUGCAUCCGGAGGAAGUUAUACCUAUCACUUCGCCAUGUUGUCCAUCUUAAGAAAGGCCCGUCUCAGAGACAAGGAGAUGCGAAUCCUGAUGCUAGGUCUCGAUAAUGCGGGAAAGACUACGAUCGUCAAAAAGAUUAUGGGCGAAGAUGUCACCACAGUGAGCCCGACAUUAGGUUUCAUCAUCAAGACUAUAGACUACGACGGAUACAAGCUAAACAUUUGGGAUGUGGGCGGACAAAAGACACUACGCUCGUACUGGAGGAAUUACUUUGAAAAGACAGACGCGUUGAUCUGGGUCGUCGAUGCCACGGACAGACUGAGAAUCGAGGACUGCAGAGAAGAGCUCCAUGGCCUGCUGCAAGAAGAGCGACUUUCUGGAGCGAGUUUGCUGGUGUUUGCCAACAAGACCGAUGUCAACGGAUGCAUGGACGAGCAGGAAAUUCUCCAAGGGCUGCAAUUGGAGGCGAUCAGAACACAUCGCUGGCACGUCUUGCGGUGCAGUGCCAUGACAGGCACGAACCUCAAGGAAGGCCUUGCUUGGGUGGUGGACGACGCAAAGAAGAGGCUGUUCCUGUACUAAUGGCAAGUGGGAGUCCAGGUAUCCAUUGGCGGUUAGCUUUCUUGCCAGAUCACCACUACUACGAUGCGGCUCCUCUCGUUCUCGAGGCUUAGCGAUCCGUUCGAGGAUGUCCUGGCCAUAUUUUUCUCAGCUAGUUCCCGGGCGCGCCGUUGGGAAGCUGGGAUGGCCAGGAGAGAAGUGUGGAC